AUGUCGAUUUUGAACGUAAAAAGUAAGUUAAUUUCCUCGACGAAUCAAAACACAUCGUAUAACAAUAAAACAAUAAAUAAUCUCCAAUUUAAACUCGAUGAUACAAACAAUUUAGACAUAAAUUUAUUGCUUUACAUCCCAGUUUUGGUCACUCUUUGUUUAUAUUGUUUGUUAUGGAUUUUAUCGCACAAAAAUUUGUUUCCCCAAUGCAUUUAUUUUUUAAGUGAUAACCACAAAGAUGAUAGAUUCGCUUAUUUAUUAGAAAUAAAAACGGGGAUGGAAAGUGGUUCGGGAACAACUUCAAACGUAACGAUUAAAAUAUUUGGAUCAACAGGAAUUAGUCGAGCCCACGUUGUUAAUUAUCCCGAUCCCGAUUUAAGAUUGUUGAGAUAUAAUGGUGAAGAUUAUUUUAUUGUAACAACAGAAAAACAUCUUGGGGAAUUAAUUUUUAUUCAAUUAUGGAUCGAUUUUAUUUCAAUUGAACCAAAAUGGAAUUGCGAUCAAAUUCGAAUUUGCGACCUCCAAACUAAACAUUGGUGGUUGUUUAUUGUUAAUAAUUGGUUAACUAUCGAUAAAAAGAAUCAUUAUUGCUUAAAAGUGUGGGCUACACCAAGUAGUUUAAAAAAGAAGAUCCGAUGUAGAUUAUUAUUGCCAUCUUUUAACGCACAACAUACUUGGAAUUUUUGGCAUUCAAGUUCUAGAUUUUAUACUUGCACAGAAAAAUUAACAAUAAUUUGUUCACAAAUCAUUUGGAUUUGUUCCUUAACAAUAAUAAUUUGUAUCAACACUGCUCCAAGAAAAUUAGAGAACAUUAACAUUGGGUUCAUAACGAGUACCACUUUCCAAUCAUCAGCGAUAACUUAUCUAGUUAAUUUACCGUUUAUCUUAACAUUUCGAUUAUCUAGCUUAACGAGAAGAGAACUUUACGUGCACCAACCCAACGUUUUUUCAAAAAAAUUCAGAUUUAUAACAUGGAAAGUUCCUGAUUUAUUUAAAAAAACCAAAUAA
This is a messenger RNA of Onthophagus taurus, 1008 nucleotides long. RefSeq names its product polycystin-1-like protein 3. The record is from RefSeq and is a predicted model, not a curated record. Gene Ontology annotation, biological process: detection of mechanical stimulus. Gene Ontology annotation, molecular function: protein binding; calcium channel activity. Lineage: Eukaryota; Metazoa; Arthropoda; Insecta; Coleoptera; Scarabaeidae. Gene Ontology annotation, cellular component: membrane.